Molecule: messenger RNA, 2511 nt
Organism: Acinonyx jubatus (cheetah)
Lineage: Eukaryota; Metazoa; Chordata; Mammalia; Carnivora; Felidae
Gene: FOXK1
Product: forkhead box K1
Exons: 9
Coding region: 16-2262 (748 amino acids)
Biological process (GO): regulation of transcription by RNA polymerase II
Molecular function (GO): RNA polymerase II cis-regulatory region sequence-specific DNA binding; protein binding; DNA-binding transcription factor activity, RNA polymerase II-specific
Source: RefSeq, a predicted model, not a curated record
CGGAGCUGCGCGAACAUGGCCGAAGUCGGCGAGGACAGCGGGGCCCGCGCCCUGCUGGCGCUGCGCUCGGCGCCCUGCAGCCCCGUGCUGUGCGCCGCCGCCGCCGCCGCCGCCGCCUUCCCCGCCGCCGCGGCCCCCGCGGCCCCCGCGCCCGGGCCCGCCGCCCCGUCGCCGCCGCCGCCCGCCCAGCCCCCGCCGCCGCCGCCACCGCCGCCGCCGCCGCCGCCGCCGGGCGCGAUCGCGGGGGGCGCGGGGGGCGCGGGCGGCGCGGGGGCCGCGAUCGCGGGCGGCGCGGGCGGCGCGACGGGCCCGGGCGCGGGGGCCGCGUCGGGCGAGGCCCUGGUGGCCGCGGCGGCCGCCUCGGUGCGCAGGAGCCCCGGGCCCGCGCUGGCGCGCCUCGAGGGCCGCGAGUUCGAGUUCCUCAUGCGGCAGCCCAGCGUCACCAUCGGCCGCAACUCGUCGCAGGGCUCCGUGGACCUGAGCAUGGGCCUGUCGAGCUUCAUCUCGCGGCGCCACCUGCAGCUCAGCUUCCAGGAGCCGCACUUCUACCUGCGCUGCCUCGGCAAGAACGGCGUCUUCGUGGACGGGGCCUUCCAGCGGCGCGGCGCGCCCGCCCUGCAGCUGCCCAAACAGUGCACCCUUCGGUUCCCUAGCACGGCCAUCAAGAUCCAGUUCACGUCGCUGUACCGUCAGGAGGAGGCCCCGGCGUCUCCCCUCCGGCCCCUCUACCCGCAGAUCUCCCCUCUGAAGAUUCACAUUCCGGAGCCGGAUCUCCGCAGCCUGGUCAGCCCCGUCCCUUCCCCGACCGGCACCAUCAGCGUUCCCAACUCCUGCCCGGCCAGUCCACGCGGAGCGGGGUCCUCCGGCUACCGCUUUGUUCAGAACGUGACCUCAGACCUGCAGCUGGCCGCAGAGUUUGCCGCGAAGGCCGCCUCAGAGCAGCAGGCGGACGCGUCCGGAGGGGACAGCCCUAAGGACGAGUCGAAGCCGCCGUACUCCUACGCUCAGCUGAUCGUGCAGGCCAUCUCGUCCGCGCAGGACAGGCAGCUAACACUAAGCGGCAUCUACGCCCACAUCACCAAGCAUUACCCUUACUACCGGACGGCUGACAAAGGCUGGCAGAAUUCAAUCCGACACAACCUCUCUUUGAACCGCUACUUUAUUAAAGUCCCUCGUUCCCAGGAGGAGCCUGGGAAGGGGUCUUUUUGGCGGAUAGACCCCGCCUCAGAAGCGAAGCUCGUGGAACAGGCAUUCCGGAAACGGAGGCAGAGGGGCGUCUCCUGCUUCCGCACCCCCUUCGGGCCGCUGUCGUCCAGGAGUGCUCCAGCCUCGCCCACCCACCCUGGGCUGAUGUCCCCUCGCUCUAGCGGCCUGCAGACCCCAGAGUGCCUAUCUCGAGAGGGCUCGCCCGUUCCGCACGACCCUGACUUCGGGUCAAAGUUAGCUUCUGUUCCAGAGUAUCGGUAUUCCCAAAGCGCACCCGGUUCUCCCGUCAGCGCCCAGCCGGUGAUCAUGACCGUGCCUCCCCGACCGCCCAGCCUGGUUGCCAAGCCCGUUGCCUACAUGCCCGCGUCCAUAGUGACGGCACAGCAGCCCUCCGGCCACGCCAUCCACGUCGUGCAGCAGGCUCCCCCUGUCACCAUGCUCAGGGUGGUCACCACGUCCGCCAGCUCCGCCAACGGGUACAUCCUCGCCAGCCAGGCCUCGGCGGGAGCCGCCCACGAAGCGGCGGGCACAGCCGUGCUGGACCUGGGAAGCGAGACAAGAGGCCUGGAGGAGAAGCCCACCAUCGCCUUCGCCACCAUCCCCGCCGCUAGCCGCGUCAUCCAGACGGUAGCCAGUCAGAUGGCCCCGGGGGUCCCCGGCCACACGGUCACCAUCCUGCAGCCAGCCACUCCGGUGACCAUCGGGCAGCACCACCUACCGGUCCGGGCCGUCACUCAGAACGGGAAGCACGCGGUCCCCACCAACAGUUUAGCCGGCAGCACUUACGCCCUCACCAGCCCCCUACAACUCCUGGCGGCCCAGGCGAGCUCAUCCACGCCGGUGGUGGUCACGCGGGUGUGCGAGGUGGGGCCCGAGGAGCCGGCGGCGGCCGCGGCCACCACCGCCACCGCCCCGGCCACCGCUGCCUCCGCCGCCUCUUCCACCGGGGAGCCCGAGGUCAAAAGGUCGCGCGUAGAGGAGCCCAGUGGGACUGUGACCGCGCAGGCCGGGGUGAUCACAGCCGCCGGCCCGCAGGGACCCGGAACCGGGGAGUGAAGACGCCUGCCUACGGGCCGAGUGGGACGCUCGCCAUAAGGGAUUCUGGAGCCAGGCCCUGACCGCCGACCCCCCUGCCGCUUGCGGACCGCGACAAGAAGGCUCCACGGUGACCUGCGCACGUGCCAAACGGACAGGACGGUCUCGGCCUCCACUCGCACCUGGACGCACUCGUCCUCCCUGUUCUGUCUCCUGCCCCUGCUGUGGUUUAAAACAAAACACAUAAACAAGUUCAGACCGCUGAUUGUA